AUGAGCAGCCUGGAAGAAUUGAAGGAUGCGCUAAGGGACACUCUGGCAGCACGAGGGACACUGGGCGAUAUCCAAGCAAGAAUCAGAGCCGAGAUCUUCAAUGCACUCGAAGAAUCUGAGGAGGCGAAACCCGCUCUCUCGCACGAGAACCUCAUCAUCAACGAGCUGAUCAGGGAGUACCUGGAGUACAACCACUACAAGCACACCCUGUCGGUGCUCGUCCCCGAGACUGGGCAGCCGAUCGAGAAGAUCAACAGGACGUUCUUAGUGCAGGAAUUGGGAAUGCGGGAAGACUCAAACUCAAGGCAGUUGCCAGUCCUCUACAACAUUCUGGCGAGGUUGAAGCAGGAGAAAGGAGGGUUCAGAGCGUCUGCCCUCCCCGACUCCGCAUCGAUCAAGCCGUCCUCCUCUCACAGCUCUGGUGCGCUGGAGAUCUCCGCACGGAGCAGAGAAGGCGGGAGUGCGAGGUAA
Guillardia theta CCMP2712 is the source of this 471-nucleotide messenger RNA. RefSeq lists its product as hypothetical. Lineage: Eukaryota; Cryptophyceae; Pyrenomonadales; Geminigeraceae. Gene Ontology annotation, biological process: microtubule anchoring. The record is from RefSeq and is a predicted model, not a curated record. The transcript is spliced from 3 exons. Bases 1 to 471 code for a protein of 156 amino acids. Gene Ontology annotation, molecular function: protein binding. Gene Ontology annotation, cellular component: microtubule organizing center.